AUGGGAGGAGUAAUGAGUUACUUCCGUAACUUGUUCGGCCAACGUGAAAUGCGAAUACUUGUCUUAGGACUUGAUGGAGCAGGAAAGACUACCAUUCUUUAUCGGUUACAGGUUGGUGAAGUUGUAACCACUAUCCCCACUAUUGGGUUCAACGUUGAGCAAGUAGAAUACAAGAAUUUGAAAUUCCAAGUCUGGGAUUUAGGUGGACAGACAUCCAUUCGUCCAUACUGGCGAUGCUACUAUGCUAACACUGAUGCAAUCAUAUAUGUGGUAGAUUCAGCUGAUAGGGACAGAAUUGGAAUUUCCCGUCAAGAACUUGUAGCGAUGCUUCAAGAAGAUGAAUUGCAAGGUGCCAUUCUAGCUGUGCUUGCCAAUAAGCAGGAUAUUCCCAAUUGUCUAACUGCUGCUGAAAUACAUAAAGCUCUUGGAUUAGAAGCACUCAGGAAUAGAACUUUCCAAAUUUUCAAAACAUCAGCGUCCAAAGGUGAAGGAUUAGAUGAAGCUAUGGAAUGGUUAGCCAAUCAGUUGCAACAGAAGAAAUAA
Messenger RNA from Auanema sp. JU1783, 543 nucleotides. The record is from the annotation of a GenBank genome assembly. NCBI's taxonomy places the organism in Eukaryota, Metazoa, Nematoda, Chromadorea, Rhabditida, Rhabditidae.